AUGCAGACGAAGCUGCACCAUGAGGACAUUUUGGACCACAACCCCACAAAGGACGCACAGCAGCGGAUCCCCGGCUCCAUGUCGGAGCAGACUUCUGAUCAAACGUGUUUCUUUGCGACAGCGAACUGCACAUUUCGGCGAUGCCCAACACUUUCCGCAGGAGAUCUGCGCACAGGGACGCGUGAAGCACCUGGGCUCAGUCUGUUUACAGGAAGCCUGCUCGUCUUCGCAGCGAUGGUGCAUGUUGUGGCUCUGUGGAUCGGGACUCUGCUCCAGUUGUGUCAUGCAACGAUUUACACCAACGACUGGGCGAUACGGAUACGAGGGGACCGUGAGUCUGUCAGCAGGAUAGCACAGAAAUAUGGAUUUACUAAUAUGGGUCAGAUUGGAGAUCUGCAGAGUUAUUACAGUUUUCGCCUCCACGAGAUGGCGAAGAGGUCCGCCGUGUCCAACCACGAGGUGUCUGUCGGUGUCGCCAGCGAGACGCAGGUGGAUUGGUUCCAGCAGCAGGUGGUGCAGAGAAGAGCAAAGAGGAACUCCAGAGCCCGUCACAUCUCCUCCAUCACCAUGAAGCAGCGUCCCGCUGCUCAUCCACAGUCCAGCCGGACGCUGCAACACAACCACUCCACUGUGAACAGCCUGUGGUACAACCACUGCAGUGAGGAGUCCAAAGGCUGCCAGUCUCGCAUGAACAUUGCGGGGGCCUGGAGGAGAGGCUAUACUGGGAAGGGUGUGGUGCUGUCUGUCCUAGAUGAUGGCAUUGAGAGAGAGCAUCCGGAUCUGAAGCCAAAUUAUGAUCCUCUCGCCAGUCGUGAUGUGAACGGACAAGACGACGAUCCCUCUCCCAAUUAUUCCAACAAUGCUUCCAACUACCAUGGGACACAGUGUGCAGGGAUGGUGGCUGCUGCAAAUAACUCUCAUUGCACGGUCGGCGUGUCUUUCCACGCACGGAUAGGCGGCAUCCGGAUGCUGGAUGGAGAUGUGACGGACAUUGUGGAGGCCCAAUCACUGAGCUUCAGACCGCAGUACAUUGAUAUCUAUUUAGCUAGCUGGGGCCCAGAAGAUGACGGGGCCACGUUGGAGGGGCCGGGGCCUCUGACUCGUGUUGCUUUACAGAACGGCAUCGAAACAGGCCGGCACGGGAGGGGCUCUGUUUUUGUCUGGGCGUCGGGGAACGGAGGGCGAAGAGGUGACCACUGCUCCUGUGACGGCUACAGCAGCAGCAUCUACACCAUCUCCAUCAGCAGCAGCACGCAGCGGGGAGGCCGGCCAGGUCACCUGGAGCAGUGCGCCUCCACACUCGCGACAGCUUACACUGGUUGGGAGACAGAGGAAGUGGUAACGUUGGGUCCACAGCGGAGCUGCAGCCGGGCUGCACCAGAGACAUCACUCUCCUCCUCCAUGGCUGCAGGCGUCAUCGCUCUCACUUUGGAAGCCAACCCUUUCCUGACCUGGAGGGACGUGCAGCACAUUAUUGUCAGAACAUCAAACUCUCGUCAUCUUCGUGCUCCUGACUGGCGCGUUAAUGGAGCCGGAUUCAAAGUGAGCCACCUGUAUGGCUUUGGCCUGCUGGAUGCUGAGAGCAUGGUGAAGGAGGCCGAGCGUUGGAAACAGGUCCCCACACAGCACGAGUGUGUGGAGGAGGCUCCCAUCCAGCUGAGCAGAGCUUUUCAUCCAGGCUCAGUGCUGACGUCUGUGUAUGAGAGUACAGGCUGCUCUGGCAAGUCCCUGCAGCACGUUGUUUAUGUGGAGCAUGUUGUCGUCCGUGUUACCAUUACUCACACUCGUCGCGGCGACCUUUCCAUUACGCUCACGUCCCCUUCAGGCACCGUGUCGCAGCUGCUAGCUAACAGGCCUUUUGACGACUCCCUCGAGGGAUUUCAGAACUGGGAAUUCAUGACAACUCACAGCUGGGGGGAGCAGGCAGCAGGGGAGUGGACUUUGAAAAUCCAGGACUCUUCCUCUCAGAAGAGAGACAACACUGAACCAGGGAAACUAAAAGAGUGGUCCCUGGUGAUUUAUGGCACCGUGGGGCAGCCGUACCCUAGGCAUCGUGAGCGAGCGCGAUCGGCUGAGAUGCCCAUGGAUAGUGACCUCACUGAAGAAUACAGCGGACCCUGCGACCCAGAAUGCAGUGACGAUGGUUGUGAGGGGCCGAGCCCGCAGCAGUGUGUCACAUGUUCACACUUCUUUCUCAAGUUCAAGAACACCACAAGGAUGUGUGUAUCCGAGUGUCCCAGGGGAUUCUGGGGCGACCGCCGGCGUUGUAAGAGGUGCUUCUCCUCCUGCGAGAGCUGCACUGGGAGUCGCAGUGACCAGUGCACUUCCUGUCAACCUCGACACCACCUGACCGAGGGGACCGACACCUGCACGGCCACCUGUGGGGAUAACUUCUACCUCCACCACGAUGCAAAUAUGUGCAGAAAGUGCAGUGAGAGCUGCUUGAAGUGCACCUCCUACAGCAUCUGCACAGAAUGCAAACCAGACACAAGGCUGCAGGGGAAUCGAUGCCAGAAGAGCUGCACGCCGGGAUUCUACCACGACAAGCAGGAAGCCUCAUGUGAGCCCUGUCACGAGGCCUGCGCUACCUGUGCAGGUGCAGGUGUUGCGGCAUGCGACCGUUGUGCAGAAGGCUACUUGAUGGAGGAGUGGAGGUGCGUGUCCUCCUGCAGCGCUGGCUUCUACGCCACAGAGCCAAACCCAGAGAUGGCUGAUGGGCACAGGACAUGUAGGAGGUGUGACGCCAGCUGUCUCACCUGUUUGGGGCCGAGCCGGGGGAACUGCAGCAGCUGUUCCAGCGGUCACAGCUUGCAGCAUGGCGCCUGUGUUGUUAACACCGUGUGCACAGACGGAGAGUUCCAGGGCAGUGACGGGAAGUGUCACGCGUGUGAUGCAACGUGUCUGAAGUGCACAGGGCCGCAAAGAGAAGACUGCAUCAGCUGUGUGUCUUCACGGGCUCUAGAUGACGGCCUCUGCGUGGCGGAGUGUGCCAAGGGCAAGUACCAGUCAGGUGGUCAGUGUCACCUGUGUGACCACACCUGUGCCACCUGUGUGGACGCAGGGCCGGAUAACUGUACCAGCUGUGACACUGAUAAGUUUGGAGUGGAGCGUUACCUGUACGGAGGCCUGUGUCUGGACGCCUGUCCUGAGGCCUUCUACCACACAGAGCAGAGGAGCUGUGAGCGCUGCUCCGCACACUGCCAGCUCUGCACCGCCCCCCCCCACUGCCUCCAGUGCAACUCCUCGUACUACGUCUCUGAUGGAGCGUGUGCAAAGCUGGAGUGUGGAGAAGGGGAGGUCGAGGAUCCAGAUUACGACGACUGCAUGUCCUGUGAGGAGGGCUGCAUGAAGUGUGUGUUGUAUAACCCGAGGCACUGCCUUUCCUGCACUGAGGGCUUUUACAAUUUCCAGGAUGGCUGCUACAAAAACUGCCCCGCUAAGACGUACAGCGUGGAGGCGGAGAUGACCUGCGUCCCAUGUGAUGACAGCUGUGUGAGCUGUGAUGAACAUGAGUGCUACUGGUGUGAGGCCGACCUCUUCCUAUCAGAGGGGAGCUGUGUCUCAGUGUGUCCCGAUGGCUUGUAUGGCGACGAAGACACCAACGACUGUGAGGAGUGUCACUCAGACUGUGGGACAUGCGGCGGCCCGGAGGACGAUGACUGUCUGUCGUGCGAGGAAGAGAAGAUGCUCGAAAGCGGAGAGUGCGUGUCUGACCACGAGGUCUGUCCCAUUAAGACCUUUCGCAGCGAUGACGGAGAGUGUGACGACUGCCACCAAUCCUGCGAGUCCUGCUCUGGAGCGGAGAAGAACCAGUGUACACACUGUGCAAGAGGACGGUUUCUGACCACACAGCGAACAUGUGUGUCAAAGUGUCCGGGGGGUUUCUUUGCCGGUCGGCUGAGCGGAGUGUGUGAGGCCUGCCCUGCAGGAUGUUUGCAGUGUGUGGACGCUCGGCACUGCAGCCGCUGUCAGAGCACUCGUACAGCUCCAUUAUUCCUGCAGGACGGACAGUGUGUCCAACAGUGUGCCAGGGGUUACCCUGCAGGCCAGGUGUGUCGUAGCUGUGAGUCAGGCUGUGCGUCCUGUGGGAAGAACGCCACCCACUGCCUGAGCUGUGAAGAGCCGCUGCUCCUGCACAAGCACCAGUGUGUGGAGGAGUGUCCUCCAGCGCACACAGAGCGGGACAGGGAGUGCCAACAUUGCCCCUCCGCAUGCCAGGAGUGCAACCCGCUGGGGCAGUGCACAGACUGUGAGGAGUAUCACUUUGUGCACGAGGGCCUGUGUGUGUCCGACUGUCCCCGGAGGUUCUUUGAGGACAAAGAGCAGAGGAAGUGUGUGCGGUGCCACCCUGACUGCGCUUUGUGUGACGGCCCCAACAACAAUGACUGUGACGCCUGUGUGGACCCCGAGGCCGCGCCGCACAGUGGGGCGUGCCUGGGAGCCUGCCCCCCCCAUGCCUACAGGGACACUGUAACAGAAGAAUGUAAAGACUGUGAUGCUUCUUGCCUCACCUGCUGGGGGCCCCAUGCUGACUCCUGCAGCAGCUGCAGGGAGGGCCAGGGGCCAGAGGGCCACAGCCGGUGUCUGCCAGCAGCAAACGAUUGCUCGCCUCACCAGUACGCAGACCUGGACGGGGAAUGCCAUGCGUGUCACAAAUACUGCCACAGGUGCUCCGGUCCGGGCAAAGCUCACUGCCUGAGCUGCAACCAGAGACAUCUGCUGCUCAAUGGCACCUGUGUGGACGAAUGCCCCACCGGCUACUACGAGGACGAGUCGGGGCAGGAAUGUGAACCUUGCCACCCCUCCUGUCUGUCCUGCAUUGGAAAGCACAGCCACGAGUGUCUCGCCUGUAAAGCCCACCUAUAUCGAGAGGGCAAAGAGUGUGUGGAGACCUGCCAGCAGCACAGUCACUAUGGAAACACGGGCUCAAGGAUGUGUGAGAAGUGUGACCCGAGCUGCGGUGAGUGCACCGGGGGCGCGGAGGACAGCUGCCUGAGCUGCACUCUGAGGCUCGUCUACUUGCGGAGAGAAGGCCGUUGCCUCCCCUCGUGCCCUCAGGGGUUCUACCACGACGCUGCACACGGGACCUGCGAGCCGUGUCACGCCAGCUGCAGAACAUGCGCCGGAAGAGACUCCUGUGCCUCCUGCGCCCCUGGAUACCUGCUCUCAGAAGGCGUGUGUGAGUCCAUGUGCGACGUCGGCCUGUAUCCUGUAAUGAAGGAUUCAAGCCACGCGUGUGAAGACUGUGACGGCUCCUGUAUGGCGUGCCGGGGGCCCGGUCCUGCCAACUGCACCAUGUGUCCGACUCAGGCCAUCUUAGAAGCCGGAGGGCGCUGUCUGCUUUGUUGCCGCCAUGACGAGGAGGAGGCCACAGCGCAGCAGCAGGACUGCUGCAACUGCACCGAGACUCGAGGAGAGUGCGUCCUGAGCACCAACUUGGCGUUCAGGAACGAGGAGGAAGAGGAGGCUGGAGGUAACCUGGCAAUCUUCAUCAUCGCCUGCAUCUUGCUGGUGCUGGGACUGGUGGCUGUCGUCUUCCUCAUCCGGCACUCACGCUCCAAGAGAGCGCCCCCGGACAUCACUCCCCGUGGCUACGAGAAGCUGGGCUCCGGCGGGGGAUUCGGAGGCGGCUACAGCUCUGCGUCCUACAGCGGCCGCGCCAGCUCCUCCGGCGGUCAGUUCCAGGAGACUCAGUUGGUCGACGUCGCUGGACGUCGCUCGGGGAGUAAGGAUGACGAGGACGACGAGGACGACGACGACGAGGACAUUGUUUACAUGGGCCAGGAUGGCACCGUGUACAGGAAGUUCAGGUACGGGCAGCUGGGAGAGGACAACGAGGACGAGCUGGAGUACGAUGAUGAGAGCUACACGUUCCGCUGAAGUACCUCUGUGCUGUUUAUCUCCUCCUGCCCUGAGGGACACACUCAUUUAUCCCUCACUGAAUAGGAAGCUGUUUAUAAUGAGCUGCGUUUUACAACUGCUGUCCAUUCACAAGAUGUGCUGCAGAAGAAUUCCACGUUUAGCUUUUCUUAGAGGCUCGAUGAGCAGGAGUUUCCUAAAGAACAAAAACAAUAUAUCGACUCGUACAAAAGUAAUCCCUCUAAAUCAUCACUAGAAGUCUGUCUGGGCCUGGAGUCUCUCUUUCCAUUUCAUUUAUCUGCGUUUGGGACAUUUCUGGGCGUUAACUUCUAUAAACACGUAGGUACCAGCUGUAAACAGACCCAACAGGAAACUUUGAUAAUGGCGAGCACCAACUUUGAAUGUGUUUACAAACUGCAGCGGACCAAUCCUGCUCAUCGAGCCUUUAAGACCUUUUUACAUCAUUUUCUUUGUUUGGAGUAUGUUGACAUUAUGCAUAUAUUACAUAAAUCAUUUAUUGCAGCAUUUACCAGUUUUAUUAAUCAUAUUAUUCAUCUUUUUAAUUGUUGUGGUGUUGGAUUAGCAUUUUUAAUUUAAUUAAUCGUGGUGUUUGUUUUGCUUUUCUAUAUUCACAAACGUUUGCUGUCAUUGAAUUUCAAUAAAAAAUGUGUUCUGUUCAAAUAAACAUUAAAAAAAGCAGAUUUAAAGACAAAAAUCAAAUCACUUUGAAAACAACAUUCAGACUUAAUGUUUAUUGAAUUACUAGACAGUGAUCCAUAAUGCCUCUGCACAUCCUCUAAACAUCUCAGAUGAAGACUCGUGGGCUCAUCAGGUAUCUAUGAGGGGACAUGCACUGAUGCACACACACACACACACACACACACACAACAUAUUGUGCUUUACAGAAAUCCCAUCUAUCAUUUCUCUGAGGUUUCCUCCGGAUGAUCAAGGAGAUGUUCCUGACAGAAUGAAGACACGUUCGUGUGCAGAGACGUG
Messenger RNA from Cottoperca gobio, 6855 nucleotides. Its product is annotated as proprotein convertase subtilisin/kexin type 5-like. Gene Ontology annotation, biological process: peptide hormone processing. Gene Ontology annotation, cellular component: trans-Golgi network; Golgi membrane. Lineage: Eukaryota; Metazoa; Chordata; Actinopteri; Perciformes; Bovichtidae. Gene Ontology annotation, molecular function: serine-type endopeptidase activity. The record is from RefSeq and is a predicted model, not a curated record.